AUGAACCGUGAAGCAGUCGACGAAAGUGCGUGUUCUAAUGUACAGGAAAGGGACAAUACGCUGCCAUCUGCCAUCCCUUGUAGGUUCUAUCAGCAGGGCUAUUGUCGGUUUGGCAGUGGGUGUUGGUUCCUGCAUGAAAUUCCCGACAAGUCGGGUAAUAAGGAAGCUAUUACUGAUGUAGAUGAUACACCUACGUGUUCGAUAUGCUAUGAAAUUCCUACGACUUUUGGGUUAUUAGUCUCAUGCGAUCACGUUUUCUGUAUAGACUGCGUUCGAAGCUGGCGAAAGUCGAGGAGACAGUCGUCCAUCAGCUCAGACCAGACAAAGACAUGUCCUUUGUGCCGAAAGAAGGUUCCAUACGUCGUUCCAUCCUCUCGCGUACCAAGAGAUGCCCAAGACAAGGACAGUAUAAUAGAUUCAUACAAAGCUGCAGUUGCCAAGAUUCCAUGCAAGUACUUUGAAGGGACAAAAACCUGUCCAUUUGGAGACCUAUGUCUAUACCAACAUGCUAAUGCGGAUGGGACUCGGUACAUAAUGGGGCCUCCAAAAAGAGAGCGGCGUCGUAUUACGUUCGAUGACACUAUAACCAUCGAUGACUUGCCGGACUUUGGAGAACUGAGUUUUUUCGAAAGCGAUGUCGAAAGUAGUGCAUGGGAUGUACUUAUGGAUGCCUUUGAAACAUAUGGAUAUGAGUGGGAGGUGGAGGAUGAUAUUGAAGAAGACUAUCGUGACUCUGACGAAGAGGCAUUCGUAUACCCGAGUGAAGAGCCAGAAGACAUAUUGACCUUUUUACCCUCGCAUAUGGAUUCAAAUGAUUAUAAUUGGGGGUGGUAG
Molecule: messenger RNA, 834 nt
Organism: Paraglomus brasilianum
Lineage: Eukaryota; Fungi; Glomeromycota; Glomeromycetes; Paraglomerales; Paraglomeraceae
Source: the annotation of a GenBank genome assembly